AUGGAUGCCAUCAAGCAGAAAAUGUCCGCCCUCCGCAAGGAGGCGGAUGAGUCUGCCGCCCAGGUCGAGGAGCUGAAAUCUCGUGUCAAGGUGCUCGAGCAAGAGAACCUGGGGAAGGAGCAGGAAAUCACAUCUUUGACCCAUCGGAACCAAGUCCUGGAGUCCGAAGUGGAGAAGUUGGAGACCGCCAUCAAGGAUGCGAAGAUGGUUGCCGACCAAGGUGCCCAGCAUGGCUCGCAGAACGAGUCGCUCCAACGCAAACUACAACUGCUCGAAGAAGAGGCCGAGGAAGCGGACCGGACGGUGCGAGAAACAAACGAGAAGCUUCGACAGACCGACGUUAAAGCCGGUCACUACGAACGCAAGGUGCAAGCGCUUGAAUCCGAGAAGGACCAGUGGGAGAAGAAGUUUGAGGAGAUGGCCCAGAAAUACACCGAGACCAAGAAAGAACUGGAUGAAUUCGCUCAGCAAUUGAACGACAUCUGA
Eremomyces bilateralis CBS 781.70 is the source of this 486-nucleotide messenger RNA. RefSeq lists its product as uncharacterized. The record is from RefSeq and is a predicted model, not a curated record. Lineage: Eukaryota; Fungi; Ascomycota; Dothideomycetes; Eremomycetales; Eremomycetaceae. The transcript is spliced from 3 exons. The coding region runs from base 1 to 486 and encodes 161 amino acids.